Messenger RNA from Misgurnus anguillicaudatus (oriental weatherfish), 1875 nucleotides. It is a transcript of the gene tmem39b, whose product is annotated as transmembrane protein 39B. The record is from RefSeq and is a predicted model, not a curated record. NCBI's taxonomy places the organism in Eukaryota, Metazoa, Chordata, Actinopteri, Cypriniformes, Cobitidae. Gene Ontology annotation, cellular component: membrane.
UCACACACUACCCAACACGCAAGCACGCACGCACGAACGCCUCCCCCCUGAUCACUGCGGUACAACAUCAACAGAAUGAACCCUAAUCGUUUACUGUCAGAAAGAAAACAAUCAAUUUACGAUCCUUAGAAAUUAACUUAACCAAGUAUUGAGUGUAUGUCAACGUCAGUCCUACCAUCGCCUUUUGUUCAACUAAACCUCGCGGUUUAAAGAGGUGUUUAAACUGUAACCAACUAGGAAUUGAGAGUUGGGAGAGAGGAUCUGGAAUGGCGGGAGGAAGAAGAGGAACGAAUAGAACAUACUGCCGUUCUCCGCUAAGCAGUGAGACCGGUUCUGUUGGCAAUGGCAACCACUCGACUAGCUCACCUGUGACAGGUGUGAGAUCACGGGCCAGGAAUGGAUCCGGAACGGGAAUUUCCAGCCCACCGCUUGCCACUCAGACCGUGGUGCCGCUGAAGCACUGUAAAAUUCCGGAACUCUCUGUGGACCGGAACGUCCUGUUUGAGCUGCAUCUCUUUGUGUGCCAUCUUACAGCUUUAUUCGUGCAUUAUGUCAACAUCUACAAAACCGUGUGGUGGUACCCCCCAUCACAUCCACCUUCACACACCUCUUUGAACUUCCACCUUAUUGAUUACAAUAUGUUGGUGUUCACCAUUAUCGUGCUGGCACGCAGGUUAAUAGCUGCCAUAGUAAAAGAGGCAUCGCAAAAUGGGAAGUUGUCCUUCCCACAUUCUGUCUUCCUGGUGACGGCUCGUUUUGCUGUCCUGACUCUAGCAGGAUGGAGUUUGUGUCGUUCACUAAUUUAUCUUUUUAAGUCAUAUUCUUUACUCAGCCUCCUCUUCCUCUGCUAUCCGUUUGGAAUGUAUAUUCCCUUCUUCAAACUAGGCUGCGAUUUCCGGAGAGCUGGGUGUAUGUCACCUUUAGGUGGCAUGGUUUCUAAGGAGGUCAACGGUGCUGGUGGUUUGGGCCGUGGGGGACGGGACUAUCUCUCAGUCCUUAAGGAAACAUGGAAACAACACACCAGUCAGCUGUACAGUGCUCAGCCCAUGCCAACCCACGCCUGCUGCCUCUCUCCUGACCUCAUCCGCAAAGAAGUAGAGUACCUAAAGAUGGACUUCAACUGGAGGAUGAAGGAGGUGUUGGUCAGCUCCAUGCUCAGCGCCUACUACGUAGCAUUCGUACCUGUUUGGUUCGUCAAGAGCACACAGUAUGUGGACAAACGAUGGUCCUGUGAGUUGUUUAUACUUGUUUCUGUCAGUACUUCGGUUAUUCUUAUGCGGCACCUACUGCCACCGCGUUACUGCGACCUGCUUCAUAAAGCUGCAGCUCACCUGGGCUGCUGGCAGAAGGUGGACCCAUCCCUCUGCUCCAACGUCCUUCAGCACAUAUGGACAGAAGAAUACAUGUGGCCACAUGGAGUUUUGGUCAAACACAAUAAAAAUGUUUAUAAGGCCAUGGGCCAUUAUAAUGUAGCAGUUCCCUCAGAUGUCUCACAUUAUCGUUUCUAUUUUUUCUUCAACAAACCACUUCGAAUAUUAAAUAUUCUCAUAAUCCUGGAGGGUGCAAUGAUAUUCUACCAGCUAUAUUCACUGAUGUGUUCAGAGAAAUGGCAUCAGACAAUAUCAUUAGCGCUUAUAUUGUUCAGUAAUUAUUACGCCUUUUUCAAACUGCUCAGAGACCGAAUAGUUUUGGGAAAGGCAUACUCGUAUUCAGCCAGUGCCUCCAAUCAAAAAGUCAGUUAGACAAGGAUAAGUUAUUAUCAGCUAUCACAGAUGAACAGAAAACAUGCAUGAGAGCUGUUUAUUUUUUCUACAACUGCAUUUUUGUCUGUUUGUUUGACUCACCGUGAAAUAAAGAGGAGACAUAUUUUUGUAA